Molecule: messenger RNA, 1800 nt
Organism: Polyodon spathula (Mississippi paddlefish)
Lineage: Eukaryota; Metazoa; Chordata; Actinopteri; Acipenseriformes; Polyodontidae
Gene: ctsz
Product: cathepsin Z
Exons: 6
Coding region: 57-1013 (318 amino acids)
Cellular component (GO): lysosome
Molecular function (GO): cysteine-type endopeptidase activity
Source: RefSeq, a predicted model, not a curated record
CUUUAAGAGGAAGUUGCUGUGGUAAUUAUGAAUCAUGUCCUCUAGUAAGUAGUUAAAUGUCAGCUCGAUCUGCUGAUCGCUCAUAUGAUUGCAUGAUCUGCAACAUGGCGAGGCUGCUGUUGCUGUUAGCGUUGUGUCUCGUCUCCUGUGUUUCUGGCGGCCGGUAUUUCAACGAGGACCGACCCUGCUACAAGCCAACAGUAAGAAAAAACCCGUUUGGAGUCAGCACUGCCCCCCGCCCUCAUGAGUAUCUCAAUAUGGACGAGCUGCCCAAAGCCUGGGACUGGAGGAACAUCGACGGCAAGAAUUACGUCAGCACCACCCGGAACCAGCACAUCCCCCAGUACUGCGGAUCCUGCUGGGCCCACGGCAGCACCAGCGCCUUAGCAGACCGUAUCAACAUCAAGCGGAAAGGUGCUUGGCCCUCUGCGUACAUCUCUGUGCAGAACGUCAUUGACUGUGGACAGGCAGGCUCGUGUGAGGGGGGCGAUCACUCGGGGGUGUGGGAGUACGCACACAGCCAUGGGAUCCCAGACGAGACCUGCAACAACUACCAGGCCAAAGACCAGGACUGCACCCCCUUCAAUCAGUGUGGUACGUGCACUACCUUCGGAGUGUGCAAUGUCAUCAAGAACUACACCCUGUGGAAGGUGGACGACUACGGAGCUGUGAGCGGCAGGGACAAGAUGAUGGCAGAGAUCUACGCCAGGGGCCCCAUCAGCUGUGGUAUUAUGGCAACGAAGCAGCUGGAUGCCUACACAGGAGGGCUUUACACAGAGUACAACCCUCAUCCCUUCAUCACCCACAUUGUGUCAGUGGCAGGCUGGGGGCUGGAUGAAAACGGAGAUGAAUUUUGGAUUGUCCGCAAUUCCUGGGGCGAGCCGUGGGGUGAGAAAGGCUGGCUGAGAAUCGUCACCAGUGCUUACAAAGAUGGCAAAGGGAAUGAGUAUAACCUGGCUAUCGAGGAAGACUGCGCCUAUGGGGAUCCUGUAGUGCCUGCCAAUUACAUUUAGAAACACUUGCUAAGAUUUUAGAAAUGAUUAUGCAGGUACAUAAUUAAAACAUAUCUUUUUAAGGUGUUUUUUUUUUUAAUGACUUCUAAGGACAGCCAUGCAGUGCAGUAAUGAAAGGGAACUCCACUCAGAACAGUGUGUGCACUGUAUCACUAGGGGACUAGUGUGCUCCUUUGAAGUUUCUGAAUGGCAGUGGUCAGUUGCUAAGCUUUUUUUUUUUUUUUAAUGAAAUGUCAAAGUGCUUUUCCACAGAAGGUUUUUUCUUUAUAAUUUGCUAUAAUAAUACAUGUAUUUCUCAUCAUGUAACAUGUUAAUUGUUGUCUUGUUACAUUUCCAUGCAGUAGCUCUGCUGUCUUAGAGACUCUACACAACUGCUUUCAUGGAAAUUAUACUGUUUGUAUCACAUCUCACUGUUAACAGAUUCCAAUAAGCACUGAAUUACAAUUCUGUAAACCAAUGAGCAUUUACAGCGUGCUGUUAGCUAUGGGUUACCUCCAGUCUCAUUUGGAUCAGAAAAAUGUACUGGAAGCCCCUGGAAUGACGGACAGGUAAAGUGACAAUCGCUAUGCUGCUUGUAUUAUAAAAUCAAAUAGACUUCAGGAACAGGACAUCCAGGUCUAGUUAAUGGAAUAACAACGAAGGAUGAAACUACAAUGGGGGCUCUCCCCCUGGUGCACUGAUUACAAAAUGAAAUUAUGCAAUAUAUAUAUAUAUAUUUUGUAAAGAAUAUAUCUGAAUUAUGUUUGAUUAUAAGACAAUUGCAUCUGAGUAAAAUCUAAAAAUAUUA